Molecule: messenger RNA, 1997 nt
Organism: Oreochromis aureus
Lineage: Eukaryota; Metazoa; Chordata; Actinopteri; Cichliformes; Cichlidae
Product: tumor necrosis factor receptor superfamily member 22-like
Exons: 5
Coding region: 359-793 (144 amino acids)
Cellular component (GO): plasma membrane
Molecular function (GO): protein binding
Source: RefSeq, a predicted model, not a curated record
CAGGCCACCCUUGUCCAUAUCAGUACUGCAGAAAUUGUGUAGUGUUAUAAUGUUAUUGUGCAGGAAUCUGCAUGUAAGGGGUUAGUGUUUACAUGGUGUCAAUUUCCUGUUUCUUGCACCACUUCUCUGGAGAUUCCAAAGAACUGAAACCCUGACACACAAUCCCACACUCACAAACAAAGCCUUCCUUAAACGUUUCAUUUGAGUCAGCUUUAAAGGAAACCUGCAUAUCAGUUGAAGUGAGAAAUCUUCCUGCUGCUGUCCACUUUGGGCGAGAACUACACUGCUGUUUCAAAUUGAGUGAGGGAAUUCCAGUGAAACUUGGUUAUUUAAUUUCCACACUGCCUGCUCUCACAACAUGGAUCUUAUCUUCGUCUUCCCACUGAUACUUGCACUGAUUUCCUGUGGACAGAGUCACACUGAGGGGACUGAACAAACUAAUGGUUCAUGUUACAACUUAUGCCCAGCUGGAUAUCAUAAAGUUGGUAACUGUGAUGAUCAAGUUAAAAAGUACAAAUGCAAGAAAUGUGAGGUUGGCUUCUACACAGACAUAGAAAACUACAUAGAGAAAUGCCUUAGGUGUGACUUAUGUAAUCAUGAUGAGAUGGUACUAAGGCCCUGCUCCUUUAAUAGCAACAUAGUGUGUGCCUGUAAACAUGGAUACUACAAUUUAGGGUCUGACCAUCUGAGGGAAUGCAUGAAAUGUUCCUGUAGAACAUGUCCAAAGAACGAUGACUACAGAAGGAAGUGUCUGAAGCAGAAGAUUGGGACAGACAAAACAUAUCAACUGUGACAAGAACACAGGACAACAAAUCAAUCAGAAAUAAUAUAGAAUGCAUAUAUUUACUGCGGUGAUAGCUUACAGUGUAUAUCAGCACCAUUAUCAAAUCUAAACACAGUGUCUGGCUUAUAAAAUGUGCUCAUGUAUGUGUAAACCACAUUGUUAUUACUGAGUUUCGGUAGAAUUGCACGACUAGAUGUGUCAUAAUCGCUGUUUGGUUCCAGGGUUUUGAGUUGAAGAUUGAUUUUUUAAAUUUUUGGUAUUUUUAUUUAUAUUUUUGUUCUGUGUUUAGGGUUUGUUUUCAAUUUACUCUGUUGUGGAUUUUCAGUUAUUUUUUAGUAUUUUGAGUCUCCAGAUCUGGUUAAAUUGUCAGGAUCCCUGGGUUUUCCCUUGUCUAGUUCCCCUUUGACUCGUUAUCUUGUAAAUAUUUAUUGUCUGCGUCAUCCACUGUUCAUUAUCACACGCUCCCUCACAGACGUGUGCUCCUUGCUGGGUGUUUCCCAAAUUCCCUAAAAGUGGUUUUUCCAGUGGUUCGUUUUGAACUUGUUUUAACUGCCACCAGUAGAGAUUUUAUUUUAUUUUCCAUUUCUCUAGUCCUGCACAGCACUACAUUAUAUAACUUUCUUUCUUUUCUUUUUCUUUUUAAUGGUUUGUUUCUGCCACUGGAAAGUACCUUUUUUAUCAUAAGUCAAAAUUUUGGGUUUUUAUCUGAAAGCUCUGACUUAAAAACCUCAAAAUAUUGAGUUAUUUUCUCCAUUUUUGAGUUAUUGUCUCAGAAAUUUGAUUUAUGAAGUUUAGAUUUUGAGAUAAUCUGAAAUUCGCUGUUCCAAGGAUUUCCACACUUCAUCAGUGCCCUCGCUCAUCCACUAAUCAUUUGGUGGUAAUUUGGUACUUACUUGUGUCUGGUUUCAUUUGUUUAGUUGCAUUUCCUCCCCUAUCACAAUCUAGAUUAAGCUCACCUGCAUAAAAAUGUGUAUAAAUAUCCCUGCCUUUGUUCUUUACCAUCUUGUACUGUUUAGUCUUCUUUAUGUUGGGGCUUCUCUUCGUUCUUGUCCUUGUUUUGGAUUAACAAUUAACAAUAACCGCUUUUGGAGUUUUUCUCACUGUUUGUUUAGAUUACAGCUAGAUUACAACACUCGUUCUUUGUUUAUUGAAACUCAGUCUCUGUCUUGUGUUUUGAGUCUAUAUGGAUCAAUAAGUGUAUGUGCUCAUAUGA